Molecule: messenger RNA, 2605 nt
Organism: Salvelinus namaycush (lake trout)
Lineage: Eukaryota; Metazoa; Chordata; Actinopteri; Salmoniformes; Salmonidae
Product: myocilin-like
Exons: 5
Coding region: 1170-2600 (476 amino acids)
Biological process (GO): osteoblast differentiation; signal transduction
Cellular component (GO): Golgi apparatus
Source: RefSeq, a predicted model, not a curated record
UGAGAGAGGGAUAAAAGGGUCUAAAGCAGGUGUGGUUUUAUGGCGUGUGACUCAUGUUAUAUUAAACUAGAGAUUUAAACCCCAGUGGCUGAGUGGAAAAUCACCUUGUGAACACACACAUACACACAUGCACAUACAUGCACACACACACUCACAAUUAAUCCAGCUAUUGAUUGACUCAUACCUCCAGCCCUUCCUAAUGGUGGUAGGAAUCUGGACAGCAUAGGUCAGGUGUCCUGUAAGCGAUCAGUAUUUCUCAUUACGAACCAAUCGUCUUCUUGCACCAUAAGGGAACACCCUGCCAUCCAUGGAGCUCUCCGUCUCUGGGGGGAGGUAACUCAAUCCCCCAAGGCCCACCUACCCCUCGUUUCCCUGGGGAGACUCCCCUGCCAAGCCCCCCUACCCCCCUGAAUCAAACACCACAUAUAGCUACAGAUAACCCAGCCCUGUGGUUGCUGGCAGAGAGGGCUACUGGAUAUAGAAACAUCAACAGAUUUCAAAAGGAUGAGGGCAAAGGAAACUGAGAGCCACCCUCUCCUUGCUUACCCUCUUUGCACAUGCAUGCACACAUCAGCAAGCACGUGCAAACACAAAUACAUACAAACACUCCUAGGGCGCUGGAAUGUAUUUGUUGUUGAGACAAUCCCAGAAAAACACACUCUCCUGCCUUUUCUUCCUCCCCCUCUUUCUCUUUCUUCUCCUCCCUCCCUCUCUUCCUGCCCCCCUCUCACCUCUCCUCACUUUCCUCUCUCUCUUUCCCUCCCUCCCAGAUUGUAUAAAUAUCCCUGAGCUGUUGAGAGGGACUCAGAGACCUGAGGACCCUGACCUGAGAAACAAACAGACCAGAACAGAGAGGAGAGAGAGAGAGGCAGACAGCAAGACAACAGACAGAAUAAUACGAGAAUAAGAACAAGAAUCAGCAGUAACACAUUAGGGAAAUAAAGUAAGAUAAAUAACAAUAAGAAAUAAGGAGACAGAGAACAUUUGGGCCAGAACUAAGUGAAGUGAUAAAGGGGCAAUCACCACAGCAAGACAGAGAAAGAAGAGCUGAAACACAGAGUGAAAUAGGAGAGACAUUGAUGAGACAAAGAGAGUGAGAGAGACCAGAAGAACCGUGUCUAGUCUACAUCUGUGUGUAGCCCACUUGUGUGGUUGUGUUUGUAUCCACCAUGUGGCUGCUGCUUAGUGUUUGUGUGUUCUGUCUGCUGCAAUAUGGUGAGGGGCAGGACCGGGCCACUCUCUGGAGAGGGAACGACCGUAGCGGGCACUGCCAGUACACCUUCACCGUGCCCAGCCCCAGCGAGACCAGCUGUCCCCCUACAGCCUCCGGAGGACCAGAGAUGGAGGGGCUCAAGACUAGACUAAGCCUGCUGGAGGUAUUGGUGGCCAGGCUGACUGGAGGGGAGACAAGGGGUCCUGGGCUUGGGGCUGGGUCCCAGGCUGGUCUGCAGGAGGCUCUGACCCAGGCCAUGGGAGAGAGGAGCCUGUUGCAGGGAGAGAAGGAGCAUCUGGAGAGAGAUGUGGAGGGGCUGCAGAGGAGGGUGGAGGAGAUGAGGAGAGAGACGGAGAGCCUGAAGAGCAGACCCUGCUACCCGCAAGCCCCUCUGGUGCCUCCCAGCGUCCCACCGCAGGACAGUGGUCUGCGACUUGCCGGAGAUGCUGGUGUUCUCUCUCACCUGGUAUCCAGUGCUGGAAGACAAGGGGACACUGGCAGUUUGAGAGACCCAGCAUGGCGGUAUGAUGGCAAUGCAGGGUUCCAGGAGUUGAAGGCUGAGGUGACUGAGGUUCCUGCUCCUAGUACUGAGGACAGCACAGGCUGUGGGGAGUUGAUAUCAAUAGGAGAGCCAGUGUCCCAUCGUAAGGCUGAUAGUAUAGCUGGUAAAUAUGGGGUGUGGAUGCAGGAUCCGGAGGCUGUGGCGCCCUACGGAGGGAAGAUGGUGUGGCGCAUCGAUACAGUGGGGUCAGAGGUCAGACAGCUGUUUGGUUACGAGGACAUGGACCAGCUCUCUAAAGGCUACCCCUCAAAGGUGUUGCUGUUGCCGGAGCCAGUGGAGAGUACAGGAGCGACUCUGUACCGCGGCUCUCUGUACUACCAGCGCCGCCGCAGCCGCACCCUGCUGAGGUACGACCUGGCAUCUGAGAGCAUCGCCGCCCGCCGAGACCUGCCCCACGCCGGCUUCCACGGCCAGUUCCCCUACUCCUGGGGCGGCUACACCGAUGUGGAUCUUGGGGUGGACGAGCAGGGCCUGUGGGCCGUCUACAGCACCAACAAGGCUAAAGGAGCCAUCGUGGUGUCCCAGCUGAACCCACACAACCUGGCGGUGAAGAGGAGCUGGGAGACCAGCAUCAGGAAGAACAGUGUGGCUAACGCUUUCGUCAUCUGUGGCCGUCUCUACACGGUUGCCAGCUACACUGCUCCUAACACCACCAUCAACUUUAUGUUCGACACAGCUACUGGCCAGGGGAAGCAGGUGGCGCUACCCUUCAGGAAUAAGUACCGCUACAACAGCAUGGUGGAUUAUAACCCUGCCCAAAGGAAGCUACACGCCUGGGACAACUUCCACAUUGUCUCCUACGACGUCAGGCUGGGUCACCAGUAGAGGAA